AUGCAGGACCUCGUCCCAGAGCUCAGCGGCUUUGUCCCGCGGCAGCGCGCCGCGUCCCUGUCGUUCGCCCUCGACCCCGCCCUCGCCCAACCCGGGCCCUCGUCCUCCGGCUCUCGCGCGUUCAAGAGCCAGGGCGACCCGUACUGGGACGACGAGGACGGCGAGGGCGAGUACGGCGCGUACGACGACGACCACAGCGACGACGAGACGGACGCCGAGGACGAGUACGCCGCCGCGACCCAGGGCACCGACGCGGCGAGGCGCAGCAGGGUCAGUGCGGGUGGGCUGCUCGGCGGGAACGGCGCGGUCGGUGCGGCGGACAAGGGCAAGGGCAGGGCGGACGACCAGGACCUGUUUGCGCUCGACGACGACGACGGCGACGAGGACCUCGGACGACUGAUCAGCGCCAUCCGCGACUCGACCUCGACCGGCGUCGGCGGCGCAACCGCCCUCGACCGCGAGUUCGACAAGUCGAUCGCCGACGAGCUCGACGCGUUCGACCCCGACCUCAUGGACGACCUCACGGUCGGCGUCAAGGGCCGCAAGCGCAGGCGUGGUGGCCGUGGUCGCCCUCGCCGCCGCCGCAACGAGAUGCCGCCGUCCCCCGAGGUCCAACGCCUUAUCGGCCAGGCUACGGCGGCCUACUCGAACGGCUCGCACCACGAGGCCAUCGAGCUGUUCUCGGAGGUCAUCCGCAUCGACCCCGUCAUCACCCAGGCCUGGUACACGCUCGCGACCAUCUACGAGGAGCUCGAGGACCGCGAGAAGUCGAUCCAGUGCAAGAUUGUCGCGACGCACCUCAGGGGCAGCCAGGGCGUCGCCGACUGGGCCGACAUCGGGCGCGAGUGCCGCGACAUCGGUUUGCUCCACCAGGCCAUCUACUGCUUCACGCAGGCGAUCAAGGGCGACAAGGAGGACGUCGACGCCAUGUGGGACCGCGCCAUCCUGCUCAAGCUGUCCGGUGCCACCAACAUGGCCAUCCGCGCCUUCUUCGCCCUCCUGUCGCUCCUCCCGCACGACCCGGGCGUCCUGCGCGAGCUCGCGCCCCUCCUCGCCGCGACCGACCAGUACGCCCGCGCGACCCAGCUCCUCCUGUCGGCCUUUGAGCACUACCGCGCCCUCGUGCGCAUCGUCACCGAGGACACGGCCGGCCUCCUCAACACGUACGGCUACCCGGACCUCGAGACGCUCGCCGACUUUCUCCUGUCGCAGCGCCAGUACGCCGAGACGGUGCGGAUCGUGCGGCAGGGCGUGCGGUGGCUCCAGGGGAGGGAGUGUGAGGGCGGGUGGGACGAGGCGCAGGACGACCGCGAGUACGACGAGCAGCGCAAGGUCCGGCCUGGGUGGGAGACGUCGGCCAUGGGCUUCGAGGACGCCAACCUGUACGAGCUCGACGUGCGCCUCAGGAGUCGGCUCGGGCUUGCAAGGCUCGGCAUGGGCAUGCUCGACGAGGCGCAGCGCCACUUCGACAUUGUCACGUCCGAGGACGCCGCCGAGUUCCCCGAGCUGUUUGGCGCGAUCGGCGACUCCUACUUUGCGCGCCGCAUGUGCGACGAGGCGCUCAACGUGUACCUCCAGCUCACCGACAACGAGGAGACGAACAGCCCGACGGUGUGGUUCAAGGUCGGCCAGUGUUACCAGGCGCUCAACGCCCUCGACGACGCGAGGGAGUGCUUCGAGAACGUCGUCGCCGAGGAGCCGGCCAACCUCGAGGCCAAGCUCGCGCUCGCCAAGUGCCUCGAGCAGUGUGGCGACCCGCAGCGCGCGCUCGUCCUCAUCAAGGAGGUCAUCUCGCGCCGCGAGGCCGAACGCGACGACUCUGAGGAGGUCGAGGUCGACGCCGACGGCAAGCGCCGCCGCCGCCCAUACCUGUCGCGCGAGGAGCGCCAAGCCGCGCGCAUCCGGCGCGAGAACGUCGAGCAUGACCGCCACGCCGAGUUCCAGAUUGCGUUCUCGCGCCUGCAAGAGCUCGACGAGGGCGUCCUCGAGGGCGACGACGAGGCGCUCAACCAGUGGCUCGAGCUCGCGACGGGCCUCGUCGACUCGUUCCGCAGCACGACCCAGCUGUUCCCGAGCGACUUCAAGCGCAAGUUUACCGGCAUGUUCCGGUACCGGCGGCGCGGCAAGAGGAGCCAGCAGGUCGAGGUCGAGGAGGAGGCCGACCACAUGGCCAACCGGCUUCAGCGCUCGCUCAUCUCGGACGAGGACAACGAGGUCGAGGAGACGAGCUUCCGAGGCCUCGACUUUGACGGCUGGGUCGACUUUCUCCUCAAGUUUGCGUUCCGCCUCGCCUUGGUCGACGAGAUCGAGCUCGCCGCCGAGGUCCUGCUGCACGUGCGCGAGGCGGGCGUCUUUCGUCAAGAAGAGGCGCGCGAGCGCGCUCUGCGCUUCGGUCUCAUCGCCUGUUACGUCCACGCCGGCCUGUUCGAGCAGGCGCAGAAGGAGUUGCGCUGGUUCCUCCUCGGCCGCCAGUACGAGGUCGAGCCCGUUCGCCUCCUGCACGUCAUCCUGUCGAAGCACGCGUCGGCCGUCGAGGCGUUCAACGACGCGCGCCUCGUCAAGUUCUUCCUCCGCCAGCUCAAGCACACGGUCGCCCGGGUCGUCGGCAAAGGCGGCGCGUCGGGCGACGCAGACGGCGCGAGGAGCAGCAGCCCGGUCGUGAGCCGCAAGGGCAAAGGGCGCGCCGUCGAGCCGCAGGCGGCGGACGAGGACGGCGAUGCCGAUGCCGAUGCGCGGGACGAGGACGAGGAGGAGGCGCGCAGGGCCGGCGCGUUCGAGCCCACCAAGCUCAGCCCUGUCCUCUUUGCGACGUACGGCCACAUGCUCCUCACGUCGAGCAGCUACCAGAACGCCAUCAUCUACUACCUGCGCGCCGACGCCCUCGACCCAGAGCAGCCGCUCAUCAAGCUCUCGCUCGCCGUCGCGUACCUGCAGAGGGCCAUGUCGCGCAAGACGGACAACCGCCAGCACCAGGUCGCGCAGGCCUUUGCGUUCCUCAACGAGUACAGCAAGCUGCGCGGCGAGUGCGCCGAGACUGAGUUCAACCUGGCGCGCGCGUUCCAUCACCUCGGCAUUCAAGGCCGAGCAGUCGACCACUACCGCAAGGUCCUCUCGAUCGUCUCGACCUCGACCGACGCCAUGCCCGUCGACGCCACCGACGGCGACGCCGAGCCGAGCCCGACGGCUCGUGCGCUCGAGGCGGCGCAGUCGGGCGUCGCAAAGGCGGCGGCGUACAACCUGUGGCUGCUGUACAUCAUGGCCGACCGGGCCGACCUCGCGAGGGCGAUUGCGGCCAAGUGGCUCGCCGUCUGA
Rhodotorula graminis WP1 is the source of this 3312-nucleotide messenger RNA. RefSeq lists its product as uncharacterized. The coding region runs from base 1 to 3312 and encodes 1103 amino acids. The transcript is spliced from 15 exons. The record is from RefSeq and is a predicted model, not a curated record. Gene Ontology annotation, molecular function: protein binding. NCBI's taxonomy places the organism in Eukaryota, Fungi, Basidiomycota, Microbotryomycetes, Sporidiobolales, Sporidiobolaceae. Gene Ontology annotation, cellular component: transcription factor TFIIIC complex. Gene Ontology annotation, biological process: transcription by RNA polymerase III.